Nylanderia fulva is the source of this 2299-nucleotide messenger RNA. NCBI's taxonomy places the organism in Eukaryota, Metazoa, Arthropoda, Insecta, Hymenoptera, Formicidae. The record is from RefSeq and is a predicted model, not a curated record.
GUGUCACAUGCGAACUAGAAGUUCUGUGUUCUAUGCUCCAUGGCUCCAGACCAUCACAUGAUUUCGUAUUAUUUUCCUUCUGGUUUGAUGUUUGUGUGCACAAUCAUGUUGGGAGCAUAUAAUAACGAGUGAAAUGAAAAUUAGCUACAACGAAAAUGAUGAGCGACAUAGGAGAAGCUGAAUCGGCCGAAAUUCAAUUGGGAAUUGAGAAAAAGGCGAGCGAGGAUACAAUAGAUUUCUCAAAUGCUGUAGAAAAGUUAACUGAAGGUUUCUUGAAUACUUGUCAACCUCCAUUGGAACAAGUUAGGAAAGAACUUUUUGAACUCACAAAUAAGCAAGAAACUUUGCUUGCUCAAAUGCAACUUGAAAACAAAAAGAUACACGAGACAUUUGAAGAUGUAGAUUUGAAUGAUAUGUUUGCAGUUGUCAAAGUUUACCAAGGAAAAUUAGCAUUGAUAAGAAAAGAAAUGAUUAAUAUUCAUGAAAGGACUUACAAAUUAAAGAAACGCGCGUUACGUUUACAACAGAUUAAACAAAAGGAAGCAUUAAAUAAGGAGCAACAACGUGAGCAAGAAUUGCGCAGAGAACAGGAAUUGAUUGUGUUUGAUCAAUAUCAAAAGGCGCGAUUACUCUUUGUACAAUCUAUAGCGGAUUUAUCCUCCAAACCUAAUAAUAUCGAUUGCUUAGAAGCGGCGGGUGUGAUAGAUCUAUUGCGUCCUUUAUUACUGGAUGCUGUACCGUCUAUUCAACAUAUGGCAGCAUUCGCUCUUGGCAAGCUAGCGAAUCAUAAUUCCAAACUAGCAUACGCUGUUGUUAGAGGAGAUAUAUUAUCACAAUUGCUGAAGAAUAUAGACAAACAAAAUAAGUUUUACAAGAAAGCAGCACUCUUUGUCUUGCGAGCGAUAGCCAAACACUCACCAGAAUUGGCAUUAAUAGUAGUGCAAAAUGAUGGUUUGGAGACUAUAAUUGAUUGUUUGGAAGAUUUUGAUCCCGGAGUAAAGGAAGCGGCUGCUUGGGCUUUAGGAUAUAUCGCAAGACACAACAAAAAUUUGGCUCAAACAACGAUAGAUGCUGGUGCGGUGUCGCUUCUUGUAUUGUGCUUGCAAGAACCCGAAUUGUACAUUAAACAAAUUAGCGCGUCGGCUAUUAGCGACAUAAGUAAACACGAUAUCGAGCUCGCACAAGCGGCUGUGGAUGCAGGUGCAAUCGCCUUCCUCGCGAAAACCUUGACUAAUCCCGAUGCUAAAGUAAAGCGUCAAGCGUUAUUAGCAUUGAGCAGUAUAGCCAAACACUCUGUAGAAUUAGCAGAAGCUGUGAUCGAGAUAGAGAUCUUUCCUGAUGUUUUAAUACACAUGGCGCAUCCGGAUGAAAAUGUCGGUAGAGUUGCGGCAAUUUUAACCAGAGAAAUCUGCAAACACACGUUGGAAUUGGCGCAACUUAUAGCAAACAAUGGAGGUAUUGCUGCACUUAUCGAAUUAAUCGGCACUUCAAAAUCGAUGACUAGAUUACCAGCGAUCAUGGCACUUGGUUACAUUGCUGGUCAUUCUGAUCAGUUGGCUGUAGCUGUAAUAGGAUCCAAAGGUAUCGUACAAUUGGCAAUUGUUUUACAAGAAGAAACUGAAGAUCACAUUCUUGCGGUGACCGUAUGGGCGAUCGGACAAAUCGGCAAGCAUACACCUGAACAUGCAAAAGCAGUUGCAGCAGCGAAUAUAUUAUCUAAUUUAUUGAAGCUGUAUAACAAUCCGAAAAGUUCCGAAGAUCUCAGAGCAAAAUGUAAUACAGCAUUAAAACAAGUUCUACAAAAAUGCAUGUACAUCGAAGCUCUCGAAUCUUUAUUACAUGACGUACCUCUUAAUAUCUUGAAGUAUGUGCUGGGACAAUUCAGCAAGAUUUUACCAAACGAUGCGAAAGCAAGAAGACUAUUUGUAACAUCUGGUGUUAAAAAAGUACAAGAAAUUCAGGCUGAACCUGGCACCGCACUCUCAGAAUAUAUAACAAUUAUCAAUUGCUGUUUUCCAGAGGAAAUUGUCAGAUAUUAUUCGCCGGGUUAUCCAGAUAGCCUUUUGGAAGCUGUGGAGCAGUACCAACCAAAAUGUCUUUUCGUAUUUAAUCAAUCAUCUGAACACAUGGAUUCGAGUUUACCCGCGUCACUUUACAAUGAGGGAUGAUUCUAAAUUAUUAAUGCGUUUAUUAAUGUGUUUUAUUUGCACGAAAUGUGUUUGUUAUUAAUGCACUAUCUAAAAAUUUGUCACUUUUCUCAUAUAUAUAAUUGUAAUAAAUUUUAAACAUGUAUUUGUUA